GGGGAGAUCCUUGGCUACUUUUCGCCGUGCGUGCUUGAGACGUUGCAGGAUGAAGCUGACACAAUCUGAACUGCUGCAUGUUCACUGGGAGUAACGAGUUUUAUUCAGCGGGAUUUACUCUGAAGUUCUCUUGGACUCCACAUCCGGACCUGAAGCAUGGCGGAGCUGCUGAGAACACAGGUAUCUGCUCUUUCUGCUUAUCGUUCGAUGAUGGCACACAGAGAACCACAUAAGCAGCCGCCCCGUGGCCCAUCUGUUUCCUCCAGAAGCCAGAAGAUUAAAAAACGGCAUACCGAGAGGCGAACGUCUGGGGCUCGCCCCGUUCCUUCAGGGGCCACCAAUGGGGAACAGCCCGGAGACUCCUGUCCUGACCUAGCAGCGGCAGAUGCUUCAGCACCGAAGCUGGCAAAGAGACGGAGGACAAAACUGUGCUCUCGCCCUGCAGCUACCUCAUCAACGGUGGGGAAAAGUUGCUCAGCUGCAGCUGUGCCACCAGUGGCUGUACAAGGAAAGGAGCAAGCUUCUGCCCAGCAGUUUCAAGCAGGCCCCUCACUCCAGUGCCUCCUUCAAGAGCUGGGGGAAGUCCAGCAUAGCCGGGAGAAGGCAGCCAGGCUCUUCAAGUGGCUGAUCGCCCCCGUCUCCUCUUGGAGGUUCUUUGACGAGCACUGGGAGAAGAAGCCCCUCCUCAUCCAGCGGCACAACCCAGCUUAUUAUGAGGGCCUCUUUUCCACAGCCGAGUUUGAUGCCAUCCUGCGCAAUCAGGACGUCCAGUUUGGCGUGAACCUGGAUGUGACUAGCUAUGAAGAUGGGAAAAGGGAGACGCACAACCCACUGGGCCGGGCCCUGCCGGCCGUGGUGUGGGAUUUCUACAGGAAUGGCUGCUCCCUCCGGAUGCUGAACCCCCAGGCCUUUUCUGCUACCAUCUGGCACUUCCUUUCUCUCUUGCAGGAGCAGUUUGGCAGCAUGGCUGGAGCCAACACUUACCUGACUCCUGCUGGGACUCAGGGCUUUGCUCCUCAUUAUGAUGACAUUGAAGCGGUCGUCGUCCAGCUGGAAGGAAAGAAGCACUGGCGGGUUUACCCCCCCAGGAACCAAGCGGAGGUGUUGCCCCAGUUUUCGAGCGCCAACUUUGCUCAGAACGAGAUCGGAAAGCCAAUUCUGGAAGCCGUGUUAGAGGCUGGGGACCUGCUGUAUUUCCCACGUGGUUUCAUCCAUCAAGGGGACUGCCUCCCGGAAGCCCAUUCACUCCACAUAACUGUCUCUUCAUUCCAGAGGAACUCCUGGGGAGACUUGUUGGAAAAACUCCUCCCAGCAGCUUUGCAGAUGGCCAUUGAAGAGGAUGUGGAAUAUCGCCAGGGUCUCCCUCUAGACUAUUUGGAAUACACAGGAGUCCUGAACUCAGAUGUGGUCGAUCCUCGUAGAACUGCCUUUAUGAAAAAAGUCCAUGCUUUGAUCACUAAGCUAAUAAACUACGCACCGGUUGACGCUGCAGUGGACCAAAAAGCCAAGAUUUUUUUUCAUGAUUGCCUCCCUCCAGUGCUGACGGAGACCGAAAGGGCACUCAGUGUCUACGGGCUUCCUGCCCGGUGGGAGAAUGGAGAUGUGUGUGAUGUUGAGGUCCCCUUCAAGGGAAAUACGCAGGUGCGGUUGCUUCGGCAUGGAAUCAUCAGGUUGUGCAGUGAAGGAGACAAGAUGCUGCUGUAUUACACCACCGAAAAUUCAAGGAUGUAUCAUAAGGAGGAACCCAAGUGCUCUGAAAUAGAGCCAGAAUAUACGGAUGGCAUUGAAUUUUUGCUCUCUUCUUACCCAAAGUAUGUCAGUGUGGAAGAGCUUCCGUGUGUCACCUUGGAUGAUAAGAUUGCUUUAGCUACUGUUUUGUUUGAAAAGGGACUGCUGAUUACGAAGACCCCCCUGUUUUCUGUGUAAUACAUCAUGUAUGGCCAAAACAAAUAUGCUCUGAAUAAGAAAGGGGGCGGGGAGAGAAAUACCCCUUUUCACCAUUCUUGGUACAAAUCCUUCCCCAAUACUGAUAGGUUGUUGGCCACCAAAAUUGCCCCCCUCCUCCCAAAGCUAGUUUCUUCCUCCCCCCUCCAACUCCCACAACAUGGCAGCGAUUAGAAAAUUUUAAAAGAACAAGAGUCCUAAAGGAUAGCUCCCAGAUAUUUGACAUAAAGAGUUGAUCUGGGAGUUAGAAAUGUCCUUCAGCUCAGUGUGGGCUGCAUUUGGGUAACAGCAGGGAGAGAUUAGCCCUUGGCUGGGGAUCUACAACAUUGGAAGCUGGCAAACAGGCAUGAGGUUUGGUGCUGCAUCUUCCUUGCUGGCUGUUUUAACAUCUUCAUUUCUAAGUUGCUUUAGCAUCAGGAUAAGGAAAAAAAGAUUUCCUCAAAACCAUGUGGAAGCAGUCUCUUUUGUACAGGUUAGAUUGGGCAGCCUGUCAUGUGACUCAGCUCCUUGCUGUUUUAGCUUGAGGGUGGGGUUUCAGAGGUCCUUUUUUCAGUGUUGAACAAAAAGAUUGAUGAAGGUGUGUCUUUCAAGCUUUUGCUCCCAUCCCAAAGAAAGAAACACUCAGAGCCCUAGGGAAAUGGGCAAAGUGGUCCAGUCUAGCAUGGUCCCAGCUUCUUUCCCUGGUGUAACAGUCAUUGGAAGACAAAAGGAGAUAAAAAUUCAGUUGAGGGUCUUGAAGGGUGACACGAAUCUUUAAAUAUCCUCCAUCUUUCCCGCUGAUGGAGAAGGAUGAGUGGGGCUACCGUCGACAAGACUCGUCUGGAAAGAAAGACAGAAAACAUGAAUUAUCAGAGUAAAAAGGGGGAGGAAAGCAUGAAUAAGGAAGCUAAUGCCGUCCCCAAGUAUAAGGAUUUCCAAAAGACAUUGCAGUUCUCAAGAUGGGCCUCUAGAUGGAGCGCCAAUACAGGUUUCCAAUGGCCAUCCUAAGCAGAUUCAAAACCCAUUGAAUUCAGUGCAUUUAGGGGGGUAAUUCUUAGCGUUGCAUUGCAAGGACCUGUUUGUAAAUCAAAUAAGGGAAACCUCUUUAUUUCUAACAUUUCACUAUAUGGCUUUGCUUCAGCUUUACAAGCACAAUUCCUGCCCACCCUCAGUGCAGUUUUCCAGGGUCUGCAUUUGAAUUAGUGUUUUCACACCUUUUAUAACCAGGGCUGUUUUGAAUGCCUCAUCCUUGCCUGCAGACCAUAUAAGAUGAUAACUCUAGGUAGGCAUUCACGUUAGUUUGUUUAAGCAAAAAUAAACAGGAGUCUAUUGGCACCUUAAAAACCAACAGUAUUUUACUCUACUAUAUGCUUUCAUGGUCUGGACCCGCACUCCUUUAGAUGCUAUGAGUGGAUUUUAUGUAGGAUAUAUAAAACAAAACAUAUAUAAAAAUGUAUGCAAUAAGUAGUAAAUAUGUGGGGGGAAAGUGUUUGAUUCAGACCUCCUGACACCAAAAACUGCUGGGGAAAAGGCUAACCUAGAACUAUAUAAUGUUGCCAACUCUGCACUCUUGGAAGGGAGAGAUCAUGGUGCACCAGACCAGGAAUGUAUAUGUUCUUCUGCAAUGGGAGAAGUUGGCCACUUUUUACUGCACCACCCCUUUUUUGUAAUUUUUGACAUGGGGCGUUUUCGCACUGACCUUAAUCGGCAGCGAUGCCCCUCUUCACCGUGCAGGAUCUGCGUGGAUUUCGCACCAAUUGCCACGGAGCACCCGGAAGAGCCGCAAAGCCCCGCGGCUUUGGCGGCGCAAAUGGAAACCGCCAAAAACCAGUUUCCAUUUGCGCCGCAAAAGCCGCGGGACUUUGCGGCUCUUCUGGGUGCUCUGCGGCAAUUGGUGCGAAAUCCGCGCAGAUCCUGCGCGGUGAAGAGGGGCGUUGCUGCCGCUUAAGGUCAGUGCGAAAACGCCCAUGAUUUCAUGACUCCAGGUAGAUUGAAGGAGUCAUCUAUUGUCUUUCUUCUGUUGGCCCACACGCCUUGGAUCAAGGAUUGAGUGGCCAGACUCCCUGCAGCUGCCAGAGCCUAGUAUUAUAAUUUGUGUAACUUUUAAAAAUGUAUCCUUUCUUGUAAUGCAUUUGCUUUUUUGCUAGUCUUGGCUGGAAUAAAUCAUUUAGUCAUUCA
Molecule: messenger RNA, 4101 nt
Organism: Heteronotia binoei (common prickly gecko)
Lineage: Eukaryota; Metazoa; Chordata; Lepidosauria; Squamata; Gekkonidae
Gene: RIOX1
Product: ribosomal oxygenase 1
Exons: 3
Coding region: 157-1926 (589 amino acids)
Cellular component (GO): nucleolus
Molecular function (GO): histone H3K36 demethylase activity; histone H3K4 demethylase activity
Source: RefSeq, a predicted model, not a curated record